AUGGCCGGAACAUAUUCCCUACCCAACGAUGGCGAGGAACAAGCCAGGCUGGAUAUGCAGCACGUUCUUUGGAAGAUAGUCUUGGACGACGCCCUGGGCCUUGCGCCAGUAUGCAACGAGGCCCCGGCAUUUGUUCUCGACGUCGGGACGGGGACGGGCGCAUGGGCCAACGAGUUUGCCGAGAGAAAUCCAACCUCGGAAGUCAUUGGUACAGAUCUCAGUCUCAUUCAGCCAUCCAUUGCACCCAAUGUGACUUUUGUUGUGGAGGACUCGGAGGAAGACGACUGGGUCUUUCCUCAGCUGUUCGACUAUAUCCACCUUCGCAGUAUGCUGGUAUCAUUGAAUGAUGUGACCACAAUACUCAGAAGAAGCCUCGACCAUAUGAAUCCUGGAGCUUGGCUGGAGUUUCAGGAUUCUUCCUGGGAGCUGCACAGCCCCAAUGGCAGUCUAGAGGGUACAGCAAUCCAACGAUGGUCACAGUGCGUCCUCGAGGGUCUUGCUCGCAAUGGCCAUGAUACGGUAUUGAAUCUGCAAUCCCUAAAGUCCCAUCUCGAGAGCGUCGGUUUCGUGGACGUGCAAGAAAAGACAUUUCCAGUUCCGGGAAAUGGAUGGAUGAAGCGCAAACCAAAGAUGAAGCAUCUGGGAAUCUUCACUGGCAGCAUCAUAGUCCAGGCCCUGGACGCCUACCGCAAAGUCCUGGGCUUUGCUGGGCUCAGCGACGGUGAAAUCGACGAGCUGAUCGAGGCAGCCAAACUAGAAGUUGGGAAUACCAAUAUCCAUUUCUAUCUCAGGAUACAUUGUGUAUUCGGACGUAAACCGAUCCCAGACAGCUGA
Messenger RNA from Pestalotiopsis fici W106-1, 834 nucleotides. RefSeq lists its product as uncharacterized. The record is from RefSeq and is a predicted model, not a curated record. NCBI's taxonomy places the organism in Eukaryota, Fungi, Ascomycota, Sordariomycetes, Amphisphaeriales, Sporocadaceae. Gene Ontology annotation, molecular function: methyltransferase activity. The transcript has 4 exons. The coding region runs from base 1 to 834 and encodes 277 amino acids.